Molecule: messenger RNA, 2782 nt
Organism: Dromaius novaehollandiae (emu)
Lineage: Eukaryota; Metazoa; Chordata; Aves; Casuariiformes; Dromaiidae
Gene: TRAF3IP2
Product: TRAF3 interacting protein 2
Exons: 8
Coding region: 633-2330 (565 amino acids)
Biological process (GO): positive regulation of canonical NF-kappaB signal transduction; humoral immune response
Source: RefSeq, a predicted model, not a curated record
GCUAUGUGUAGAGUGAAGUUUAGAUCUGAAGAUCUAAUACGUAGCUAUUAUUAGAAAGUCUAGAGUAAAAUAUUGUAAGUGAUUGUAUUCUUUGGAGUAUCUCUGAACCAAAUUUCCAGACCUAAAUAGCCUGCUCUUUUGUCAGUUGCAGAAAAUUACCUAAGAGAGACAGUUCAUGUGAUUCUUUUUUUCCCCGUCUCAGCAGGAACAGUAAGUACCAGAAAUCCCAUAAAAGUGUCUGUUCUGCGAAAUGUGAUUUCCAGAACUCUAGCCGGUGUUCUUUUUCAGUCUCUGAGAUAGAGUUAUUUUUGGAUUAUUGACUGUGUGAAACUGUACUAUGCUUACAAGAGUACUUUCUCUUGUUUUCCAGUUUGCAAGAAAAUUCUGGCCUUGCAAUAAGACAGUUGACUCUCGUUUCCAGUUUGCAGCGUGACUGCAAAACUUGGAAAUGGCCUCCAUCUCAGGUGAGUCCAAACAGUAACUCUGUGCUAGCCACAUGCUGGCUAACCCUCUACUUUCUUGCUUCGCCAAAAUUGAACCAGACCCGUCUUGUUUUUUGCCUGUCUUUUUAAAGAAUAUAAAUGCUUUUUGAUACUCUGCUCUUCAGUAUUCUGGCUCACAGUCAUUGAGUGAUGGCUGAAGAUAUGCAUUUGUCUGCAUGGCUGUCAGUCUGCCUUGUUUCUUCUGCUGCUCUUUCAGGCGCUUUUGUGAGUCGAAGCAUACCAGUUGAAGUGGACGAAUCUGUGAUGUGGUCCCCAUUUGUCGAACGUGCCUUGGAAGAGGCUUCGCAAUCUUCUGGUGAGCAUAUGGAGAACGAGGAGUCCCGGGAACCUCAAGCUGCUCAAAUGCCUCAGCCCGAUGCUGGACCCUCAUGCCUCUACAGAGCACCACCAUGUCACCAGCCUCCACCAUCCAAUGUAGCAGCCAUGGAGACGGACAGCAGGUUAUGGUCAAAAUAUACAGAUCCCAGUGAAGACAGGUGCUUCUGUUCCCCUGGUGAAUCAACAGUUGGAAUAGUUCCCUCCAAGAUGCAUCUUUUAGCUAUGGAAAAAUCAAGUGGGCAUUUGAGAUCUCAGGUUUCAGCUGACACCGGCCACAAUUCCGGUAAAUUGAAAAAGAGUUUGUCUGAUGUUCCUGAGGAUUCACUCGAGGACAGCAGCCAAGGGAGUUUACAGCCACAGCAACCCUCAGAAAACAGAGCACCGGCAGAGCUGGCGACUGUGGAUACAGGGUACAAUUCCCAGUCACGAGACGUCAUGGGCAUCAGGCACUUAGAGCCCCCCUUACCUCUGGUGUCUGUGCUGAACCCCCAGGACCUUCCAGGACCUCUGAUCUCCAGAGAGUUUUUUGAACCUGAGCAUCAGCAGUAUCCUCUAUGCCAGCACGUGCCCCAUCCCAACAUUUCGUCACAAGCUCACGGCUGCUUUGGGCACCGCUGCCCAGUGGAGCAACACCCGCAGCACCCAUAUGGCAGAAGUCCUUACCAACAUUUUGCACAUACAUCUCAGCCACUUCCUCCUGUUCCUGGCCCUUGCAUGAGAGUUAUCCGUCCGGCCCAGCAAGUCAUCCCAAAUUACUCUAACCUUCGUGCCCCUAAAGGCACCGGAGACAGACUGCCCCAGAGGUCGUGCUCCUCCCCUGCUCAUCUGCGAUUCCUAAACCAGUUAUACAACCAACUACCUAAUGGUCAGCUACCCCCCCAAGCAUGUGGACCGGAGGAAGCGUGCUGGUGUCCAUCUGACAAUGUCCCAUUUCCAGCUGGCGUCCCAAGACCUCUCAGUAACCCUGCAGCCAAGGGAACUCUGAAAAUGAGCAAUUUGCCUGAGGAGUUGCGCAAGGUCUUUAUAACCUACUCUGUGGACACAGCCGUGGAGGUCAUGAAAUUUGUGAACUUCCUGCUUGUAAAUGGAUUUCAAACUGCUAUUGAUAUAUUUGAGGACACGGUACGAGGCAUUGACAUCAUUAAGUGGAUGGAACGCUACCUAGGUGAUAAGACGGUGAUGAUAAUCAUAGCAAUCAGUCCAAAAUACAAACAGGAUGUGGAAGGGGCUGAAUCCCAGCUGGACAGGGAUGAACAUGGCUUACAUACUAAAUACAUCCACAGGAUGAUGCAGAUUGAGUUUAUUCAGCAAGGAAGUAUGAACUUCAGAUUCAUCCCUGUGCUUUUUCCAAAUGCUAAAAAGGAACACGUGCCUACCUGGCUGCAGAACACGCACAUUUAUAACUGGCCAAAGAAUAAGAAGAACAUCCUUUUGCGGUUGCUGAGGGAGGAGGAAUAUGUUGCCCCUCCAAUAGGACCUUUACCAACACUCCAGGUUGUGCCGUUAUGAACAUUAUCACUUAAAGUGCAUGACAAGCAGUUGUUAAAGGGCUGUUCUUGGCAGGGAGCCAACACUCUUCCAGAUGGCUCUUUCUGAUGAUAGAAGACACUCUUUCUGCUACAGGAAUUAGUUGUCCCGGGUAACUCAGGCUCAGCUUGUUCUCCACCAUGUUAAACGUUUCUUGCUGAAGCUGAUGGGCAGAACUGCUUUCUCUAGAUUUUUAAACAAGUUGCAACUGGAAAGAAUAUCCAGUUUUAUUUUGUUUUAACAUCUGUUUUUAACAUACUCCUUUAUUAGUCAACGAAUACCAGAAAUAAUGUUGCAGUAAGUGUAAAAUAAAAAUUACAUCCUCCUUUUUGCUCAGGGUUUCUUUACAGAUGUUCCUGCCUUGUACAGCAUUAUCAGACAGCUAAUUUGUGCAUGCACUAUUAAAUAUAUUUACCUUUUCUAAGGCUACUUUA